UUAUCAUCUCUCUUCGCCGGAGAGAUUCCCUUUUCCACCGAUUAUACUCCUUUUUCUUUGUUAACCCGAUUUUAAAUUUCCAUUUCCAUCUUCAUGUCUAGGGUUUAUUCCAUCAAUUUCUUGUUUGAAAAAGAUUCUUUUUCUCAGUUUAUACAAUUUGGGGGUGUUGUUUUGUGUAUUUAGGGUUCAUUUCUUACAGGGAUUCAUUAUUUGAGGAAAAAAGAUUUGAUCUUUCAGGUUUUCUUGAAGAUAAAGAUAAAGCAAGGCUGUAGAUCGUAUAUCAGGUAGCUGAUUCUAAAUCGAUUUGGGUUUCCGUUUGAAGAUAUUGAAUUCUUUUGAGGUUUGCUUAUUCCGUCAGAUCAGUUUCUAGAUUAUAGAUGUCAACGGUUGGGUCUUCAUCAUCGUCGUACUGGUGCUACAGAUGCAACCGAUUCAUUAGGGUUCAGACCCAUCUGGAAGAUUCAUCUUUAACUUGUCCCGAUUGCAACGGAGGCUUCAUAGAGGAGAUUGAUAGUCCCAACAGACUAAAUGGAUCCGUGAUUAGCAGUCGGUUUCCUGCUGCGGCCAUGUACAUGGUUGGAAACGGCCAACAGAGCCCCGGACCGAGUCCCAGCCCGCCGUUGCUCCGGCGUGCUAGAAGGAAUGCCGGCGAACGGUCUCCGUUUAACCCGGUCAUCGUUCUCCGGGGACCCACAAACAAUGGGAGCUCAGUUGAAGAAUCUGGUGGUGGUAACGAGGAAGCCGGCACCGGUGGUGGGUUUGAGUUGUAUUACGAUGAUGGAGCUGGGUCGGGUCUAAGACCAUUGCCGGCAAGUAUGUCGGAGUUUUUGUUGGGCUCGGGUUUUGAUCGGUUAUUAGAUCAAUUGGCUCAAAUGGAAGGCAAUGGAUUUGGGAGAAUCGACAAUAAUCCACCUGCAUCAAAGGCGGCAAUUGAAGCAAUGCCAACUAUUGAAAUUCAAGAAAAUCAUGUUUCAACAGAAUCACAUUGUGCUGUGUGUAAAGAACCAUUCGAGUUGGGAACUGAAGCUAAAGAAAUGCCUUGCCAACAUCUAUACCAUUCUGAUUGCAUCCUGCCAUGGUUAGCUUUACGCAAUUCGUGCCCUGUCUGCCGCCAUGAAUUGCCAUCAGAAAACACAGAUUCAGGGGAUCUAAACAGAGGUCCCAAUGAGGCAAACAACCAAUCUGCCACCGAAGAAGAAGCUGUGGGGCUAACGAUUUGGCGGCUUCCUGGCGGUGGGUUUGCCGUGGGGAGAUUUUCUGGCGGAAGAAGAGGGGGCGAGAGAGAAUUACCAGUGGUUUUCACAGAAAUGGAUGGUGGGUUCAACAACAAUGGAGCUCCAAGAAGGAUUUCAUGGGCUUCAAGAGGGAAUGUGGCAAGAGAACGCCAUGGAUUAAGACGUGUGGUUCGCAGUUUGUUUUCUUGUCUGGGAGGUGGUUGUUUAGGAAAUGGAAGAAGGGCUUUGGCUUCGAGUUCUAGUUCUAGUUCUGAUGAUAGAGCAAGCCAUAGAAGUAGAUCUUUGUCAUCUACAGUUAGCAACUCAUCACGCAGACAAAGGACUGCUUUAUUCGAUGCACAUAACGAGCCUAGAAGAUGGUGAGAGAAAUUGGCUGAUUGAAAUCCAAGGUCAAUGUAAAUAUCAAAACAUGCUGAGAUUACAACAAAUGAAUCUUUAAGAGUACCUGCAGUUUUUUUUUCAUUAGUUCAGCUUAAUUUGCUUCUGUUAUAUGUCAAGAUAUUGUCUCUUUUUGGGGGAAACCUUAUAAAUUGAAUUCAACUGAUGAAAGCUUGUUAGCA
Molecule: messenger RNA, 1795 nt
Organism: Cynara cardunculus var. scolymus (artichoke)
Lineage: Eukaryota; Viridiplantae; Streptophyta; Magnoliopsida; Asterales; Asteraceae
Product: probable E3 ubiquitin-protein ligase RHC2A
Exons: 1
Coding region: 378-1598 (406 amino acids)
Biological process (GO): protein ubiquitination
Cellular component (GO): cytoplasm
Molecular function (GO): ubiquitin protein ligase activity
Source: RefSeq, a predicted model, not a curated record